Bursaphelenchus xylophilus (pine wood nematode) is the source of this 2030-nucleotide messenger RNA. NCBI's taxonomy places the organism in Eukaryota, Metazoa, Nematoda, Chromadorea, Rhabditida, Aphelenchoididae. The record is from the annotation of a GenBank genome assembly.
AUGUCCCAAACUGCGCCCGGCAUUUGCCGAAAGAAUGCAAAUCGUAAACAAAAAAUUGUCCAUGCAGUGAGUCGGAAAAAAAAGUCACACGAAGUGUUUUCUCUCGGCUUGGUUACCAUCUGAGUUGCAAAUUGAUUUACCGCAAACACUUUGAAUUACCCAUCGGCGUUGCUGGUUUUGAAUUUCAUUAUCGAUUAAAGUUUCCAUUGUUCAUCGAGUUGCUAUUCAGCCUGUCAAAGGUCAGCUGUUUCUCUGUUUUGAAAAGGUUUAGAUCAAUACUGCGGCCAUUUUUUUGUUAUUACUCAUUCGUUUUAGCAAGGAUAAUGUAAGAACAGUUGUAAAAAGGGGUUUGCUGAAUCUCGGGUUGAUCAAUAUAAUUUAGACGGUAUUUCGAAAGUGUGGUCUGCUUGUUUCGUGCAUUUGCUCUUACUCAUCUCCUUUCUAAUCUUGAUUCUCACUUUAGAUGGAGGAAGUUAAACCAAAAGAAGAGGUGGUCGUAUCCGAUCCGGAGAUGGAUGAUGAUGAUGUUGGAAGUGACUUCAGUGUUCUUGACGAGCGUGAUGAGAAUCUCGAGCCGGAGAGGGAGGAUGUGGACUACAGAGACCUCACUUCUCACACGGUCUCCGAAUACCAUAUGAGUGAAGACGGUUCGGUCAAGGCUGGAGCCGAAGCGCUCAUCAAGUCAGAUCCUUUCCCACUUCCUCAGUUUCUCAGUACGUUCGUUUCUAUCUUGUAUCUGUUGUGUUUAGGUUCCCUUAAUUAUCCGUUUUAUUUUAGCCUUGAGUCAAUUCGUCAACGAGAAUUCAACGGAACAAGCCAUGAAGAGAUUGUUGGAAGAGUACAAAGUCAAUCAGACUGUCCUUGAUCAGGUUCUCAACACUGUUAUGGAGAUUAAGACUGCGAAAAAGGUCGAGAAUGAAGAAGAGGUGAGUUGAAGAAUACUUAUCAAAGUUCUGUUUAGAUGCAAUGUCUCAAAGAACAGAAUGAAGAUCUCAAGAAGUUGGUUCAGCAAAAGGAAGAGAAAGUCAACGAGCUUGAAGCUUUGGUUGCCGAUCAUGUCAAGAACUCGACCUCUACCUUGGCCACUUUAACCACCCACAUGGACAAGUUUAAUUCGUUGGCUGAAAGUCUUCAUUCGUUGAAGAUGUCUGGUAGUGGCUCUCAAAUCGAAGCUCCGGAGAGUUUGAAUUCUCUGAAUCUUCCAUCUGCUCCUCCAUUUGACAGUUCCACAUCCACGAAUCCCUAUCAACAUGCCCAAGAACAACUGAGAAGACUUGAAGAACUGGAUGAUAUCAAAUCCAUGAAUAGUUCCAUGCUCUCGACUCAGACUGCUCAAGGAUUCGAGCCUAAUGAUCUGCAGAAUGAAAGAGAUGAGUUGGCCAGAUAUUACGAAGAGCAAUGCAGUCUUAAUGUUGAGUUGAAGAAGAUGCUCGAUCUGAAAGUGGAGGAAAUCUCCGAACUCAAAAGGCAAUUGAGAAAGAAGGAAGAGGAGGUGGAGACUCAGAAGACCAUUGUCAGAGUCUUGGAGGAAGAAAGGAAUGAUCAGCAAGUGGAUAUUGACCCAAUGGUGGUCGAUUAUCAGAACCAAAUCAAGAGUUUGGAGACGGUCCUUCAAGAUUAUCAUGAUCGCAAUGAGGUCAAUUUUGUUUAAAUGUUCGUUUUGUUCUCGCACUUGUCUAACAGCCAUUCAUAACACCCUAACAAAGUCUGUUUCCUCCUCUCCCUCCUCAUUUAUGUUAUGAUUUCAGACCAAGACCCCACGUCGUCGUCGACACCAUCCUUGUUUCCGUCCUAUUACUCGUCAACCCGUUAGCUCCAAUGGUAAUCCCUCGUCAAAUUUCUUUGCCCAAAUCGAUCAGUCAAUCGCCCAAUCCUUGAGCAAAGUCAACGAACAUCUGGAUCGCGUCCGUGCCCAACAUCUCAACCGAAUCAACAACACCCAGAUGUUCGUUUGCCAAUGCAUGCACGCCUUUCCCAGUCAUGGACAACUAGUCGCUCAUAGGGCCUCCUGUCCCAACAAUCUUGAUUAA